CGUCACUGCCGGUCCUCACUCAUACCACGCUGGAAAGGCGAACAAGGCACCAGAGAGCCUGGUGACGAGCCUAAUAGAAGGGAUGACGACCGUUAGGGCCCAUCUACAAAUUUUCUUUCCGAUAGGCAUAUGAUCCAGUUCCGGACCGCUUCUCUGAUUGCGAAGCUCAAAACCUACCCCAUGGCACUACCACGGAACGGACUAAGUUUGGCCCUCACCAUUACGAUAAUCCAUCGAUGAGCGACUUCAAGCUAGCUAUCGAGACCUCCGAGUAUCAUGUUGAAGGGCCUCGUCCUGGGUUCUUUGGAAGGAUUUUGAAGGCAGAACCUGAGCGCGCGUUGUUGGAUGACCUGGCACGCAUGAACGAGACCGUGUUGGAUCCGGUGGUCGUUAAGAGGAUUGAGCGAAGGGUUGACUUGCUGGUUAUUCCUGCAUUGGCCGUUUGUUAUAUGUUUUACUAUAUCGAUAAGACGACGCUUUCGUAUGCUGCGAUCUUCGGGAUCAAGGAAGAUCUAGCUUUAGGGAAAACGGAAUAUCAAUGGCUAUCAAGUGUCUUCUACUUUGGCUGGCUGUUCUGGGCUUUCCCGACAAAUCUCCUUAUGCAGAAAUUUCCUAUCGCAAAAUACCUCGCUGUCAACAUUUUCUUCUGGGGCGUGCUUCUCAUGGCACAAGCAACAGCGAAGGACUUCAAAGACAUGAUGAUCCUGCGCAUUCUCUCUGGCGCGGCAGAGUCUACAGCUGACCCUGCCUUCGUUCUGAUCACCGGGCUGUGGUAUACACGUAGCCAGCAACCCAUCCGAAUCGGACUCUGGUAUAGCGCAAAUGGUAUUGGGAUCGCCCUCGGUGGGUUAUUGGGAUAUGCCAUUGGACAUAUCAAAGGUGCUCUUCCGUCGUGGCGCUACGAAUUUCUUAUCAUCGGAGCGCUCUGCUCGUUCUGGGCGAUCGUCAUGUUCACGUUUGUUCCUGAUUCUCCAUAUUACAAGUCACGGUGGUUCAAGGAUGAGGAUCGGCUUGUAGUUCUGAGUCGUAAGAGGGAUGAUCAAGCUGGUGCUGAUACUCACAGAGUGAAGCCUGAUCAGAUUGUCGAAGCGUUCUGCGAUCCCAAGAUUUAUCUCUUCUUCCUGCUCGGGUUUUCUUCAAACAUCCCGAAUGGCGGAAUUUCGAACUUCGGAACGCUCAUUAUACAAGGCUUCGGUUUCGACACACUCGAGACGAGUUUGAUGCAGAUCCCUUACGGUUUCUUCAUCUGCUUCUGUAUCCUAUUUUCUGUGUGGCUUAACACCAAAGCACCGAAGAAUAGCAGAACCCUCCUCAUGAUCGUCUUUCUCCUGCCUAACAUCAUUGGUAGCUGUAUGAUGGCUUGGGGUCCCGCAACCUCAAAGCCUACGCGUUUGGUUGGGUACUGGUUGACUGGGUCGUAUAACGCUACGUUUGUCCUCGGAUUGUCACUUGUAUCCGGAAACGUCGGUGGUCAAACGAAGAAAGCUAUCGCCAAUGCGGCUGUCUUCCUAGGUCUAUGUACAGGAAACAUUGUCGGACCCUUUCUCUUCAAGACUUCAGAGGCACCAAAAUACACUACCGGCAUUGUAGGUAUGCUCGUCGCCAACAUCGUUGAAGUCUUUGUUAUUCUGGCCUUGAGGACCCUGUUCUUGACGUCGAAUAAGCGGAGAGACAGAAAGUUGGCGGAAGGAGGAGUCAAGUGCACAGCGAUAGUGGAUGAUAUAACGGAUUUUGCGAAUCCUGCGUUUAGAUAUUGAGAUGGCUGUAGGCCAUCAUUACUGUGUGCUUAUGGGUACAGAUGUGUUCUAUACAAUCUUAAUCCUUUCGGGUGAACGCAGACGCAUUGCUGUAACUUGCCGGCACCACCACGCUUACGAAUGUCUUAACUCGUACUGAAACAGCUCCGCGACCACCCAGCCUCUAUCGCGCCACGGUCCAUCGACAUCCUCAAAUACCAUUCUGUGGUAAGCGUGAAUCUUCAAUACCGUGCGACCUAUUAAGUAGGGUGAUGUGACAUGGUGUGGGACUUGCUAUGUUCGAGAAUUCGGCCCGAGGUCCGGGUCCAGCG
Molecule: messenger RNA, 2068 nt
Organism: Desarmillaria tabescens
Lineage: Eukaryota; Fungi; Basidiomycota; Agaricomycetes; Agaricales; Physalacriaceae
Product: MFS general substrate transporter
Exons: 16
Coding region: 237-1757 (506 amino acids)
Biological process (GO): transmembrane transport
Cellular component (GO): membrane
Molecular function (GO): transmembrane transporter activity
Source: RefSeq, a predicted model, not a curated record